Molecule: messenger RNA, 2012 nt
Organism: Thamnophis elegans (Western terrestrial garter snake)
Lineage: Eukaryota; Metazoa; Chordata; Lepidosauria; Squamata; Natricidae
Gene: GPR84
Product: G protein-coupled receptor 84
Biological process (GO): neuropeptide signaling pathway
Cellular component (GO): membrane
Molecular function (GO): urotensin II receptor activity
Source: RefSeq, a predicted model, not a curated record
UUCAAGGGUGUCACAAGAGGAAGUUACUUCAGGGAGUUUGGAAACCUGGGAGUUUUUCUUAAUUCAAGCCUGGGAGGAACCUUUAUAAAUAUGGGUGUCAAAAAAUAAAAAGGUGGAGAUUGUGGGAGCUGCAGACUUUGAACGGUUGCUUGGAGUCGUCAUCUGGUUCUUGUGUUUCCAAACCAAUACUGCUGUGGUUACUUCCAAGCUUUCACCCAGAGGGGGGCCUCGUGGGACCACUUCCUGCUAAGAUGGAAAAUCUUGCUAACAACUUCUCCUGCUAUGACCCAUCCAUUGUUGGUUGUUACAUGUCAGUGGGUUGGGGCAUUGUGGUCGUAAUAGUGGGCACAGUGGGCAAUGUGUUAACUCUGGCCUAUGCUCUUGACACCAAACUGCAGACACGCUUCAACAUUCUCAUUGUCAACUUGACUUUGGCCGACAUCCUUUAUUGCACCUUUCUGCAGCCCUUUUCCGUGGACACCUACCUGAAUCUCUACUGGAGGACAGGAGCUGAUUUUUGCCGUGUCUUUGGGAUGCUGCUGUUUGUCUCCACGGUCUCCAUCUUGACACUCUGUCUCAUAGCAGUGAGCCGCUACCUCCUCAUUGCUCAUACGGCUCUCUUUGACCGUAUCUUCACCCAUCUGGGAGUGAUACUAAUUUCCCUGGGGACUUGGGUCGCUGGAAUUGCCAGUUUUGCCCCCCUGUGGAAUGUUUAUGUCUUGGUCCAAGUCUGUACCUGCAGCUUCCAUCGCCUCCGUGGGAGGCCCUACACCACCAGCCUCUUGCUUCACUUUGUGGUGGGCCUGAGCUGUGUUGGCAUCUUUUAUUUCCUCAUCCAUCGCAAAGUCAAGAGAGCUUCCCAGGCCUUGGAUCAAUACAAACUGAGCGGCAGCUUGAAGGAAGCUCAUGUAGCUGGAACCAGCUCAGCUAUACCAGGACUACAGGAACUGGACAGUGGAGUGGACAGCGCAGCUGCUUCACCGCAUUCCUGUGAGGGUCUGUCCUCUGAGCCCACAUCCAAGACCAGCAUUCCCCCGAGUUUGGACAGCAGCACGGCUCCUUCUGUGGCCCAGCCUGUGGUCCCAUCAAAAAAAGCGACCCCCUGCAAACCCAAGGAUAGCAACACCGAAUUCCAGCGAGUGACCCGCAUGUGCUUUGUGGUGUUUAUUCUUGUCCUUUGCUACAUGCCUUUUUUGCUCAUCAACAUCUUUGAUGCCAAAAACCGGGCUCCAACUCUCCUGCAUGUGAUUGCUGCCAAUCUGACAUGGCUGAACAGUUGUAUUAACCCUUUACUUUAUGCAGCUAUGAACCGGCAGUUCCGUGAGGCCUACAGAGGAGUGAUUUACAACAUUGGCAAGAAAAUCCGCUGGUGCGCUAACCUGUCGGGAGCUGUGAAACACCUUCUCCUCAUGGCUAAGUUCUCUGACCUCGAUUUGUCCUCAGGAAUGGACAGGAAAUUGCCUACACUUUCACUGAGGACUAAAUCCCCAGAGUUUGUACUUCUGUUCUUAUUAUUAUUGUAUUUUAUACUCCAUCUUCUGUGGAAGCCAAUGGGGGGUGACUUUGUAAAUCAAACAGAAUUGACUGACUGAGCCUCAAUCUGAGUGGUUGAAAACUAUGGAAACUCCACUUUGGGUCUGCAUCUAAGAGGGGGGGGGAACUGGCCAGGUUCACGUUAAUACUGCAAAUGUUGCCCUUCGUAAAGGAUUGUUUGGUGGGGCAACCUGCUCUCUCUGUGUAAUAGGCUAAAUUGUCUGUACAUCAGUUGCCUGUGUACAUGGUACAUAUUUUUGUAUUAUUAUGCAUUAUUUCUGUUUUGUUGUUUCAUUGCCAAAAACCCUUCACUUCUUGAGCUCCUCCCCCAAAUUACAAUCUCCUGUCUGCUCCCAGAUCAGGUAAAAAUCUUUGUCCUUGUUUUCACAAUACCUGGUAGUUUUUGUAUUCGACCCUAGUAAUAGUUAAAAGUUGCUGUCAGGUUUUCAUGCAAACGUUUUUCCAGGUCUAUCUGGAAA